Messenger RNA from Peromyscus eremicus (cactus mouse), 24009 nucleotides. RefSeq names its product mucin 19, oligomeric (gene Muc19). Bases 1 to 23931 code for a protein of 7976 amino acids. Gene Ontology annotation, molecular function: protein binding. Gene Ontology annotation, cellular component: extracellular matrix. The transcript is spliced from 136 exons. Lineage: Eukaryota; Metazoa; Chordata; Mammalia; Rodentia; Cricetidae. The record is from RefSeq and is a predicted model, not a curated record.
AUGGAACUACCCAGCUUGCUCCAGGCAUCCUCUGUCUCUACCUUCCGAGCACUGGGAUUAGAGCCGGGUACCAUUCCCACCUGGCAUUCACUUGGAUUCUGGUCCCAGAUCAUCACCAUGAAGCUGAUCCUUUUGUGCCUGGCUGUGGUGCACUGCACCUUUGGCAAAGGGGCUGCAGGUGUUGUUAAAUUGGAGGGUGGAUUUGGCUUCGGUGCCAAUGCAAACAUGGGGUCUGCAGUAGGGGCGAGGUCGAAAACCAAGAGUGCUGAUGGAGACAAACAAGACAAUGUACCUGCUGGAGAUAAAGCCGCGUUGAAAAGUAAGAGUAAUUUUGGUGCUGGUGCCGCCUUAGAUGUAAACUCCCAAGUGGAAUUGGAAUCAGCUAUCAAAACAAUGACUUCAACUCUUGCUAAAGUGAAGUAUGGUGGUCUUCACAUGACAAUGCCUUUACCUCCUGCAUCUGAUGUCACUAGUCAUUUCGGGUUGGAUCAUGAUCAUAGUGAAGCAGGAACUGGAAGCAGCAGUGGGGCUGGCAGUGGAUCAGAUAGUCUACUGAAGAUGUGUGGGCCACUUCACAAGGAGAAAAUCUCAUUUGGAAAAUUUUUGAAAAAUUUCUUGGAAGAGCAACGGCCACUGCUGGUGGCUCAGGUGACGCAAAUGCAGAAAGUAAGCGGCAAUCAUCACUUGGAGUCGCCACAGAAUCAGGAGGUGAUCAGAAACUCCAGGGUAAAUGAGCAGCUGGUUGGCAUGCACAAUGGAAGUGGAAUGAAGACGUUAACGGAACGAUUAUCAGAGGGUGGGAAAGAGCUCCAUGCCAGUGACUCAGGUGUCUCAGGUAGUCAGCACUCCUCAGUUGGAGCCACCACAGGUUCAGAAGGGCAUCUGAAUCCUAAGGAUGAAAAAGCCCCUGAGGUUAAUGGAAAUGAGGUGGAUGGACAGAAUAGUAGUGACUCUUCAGGGACUGGAAGCAUGAAUGUUGAAAAUAAGAAUGACUCAGACAACCAGAGUUUAUCUUCUGUGUCUACAAGUACCAAUGCGACUUCUCUUGGACCACAUGACUCUGCUGGCUCUGAUGUUAGUGGCCGAUGUACCACAAGCUCAUCUGAGUACACUGCAUCUGGACCACCCAGUACUCCAGAAAAAGGAUCCCAUAUUCCAGAAGCAACUCCCACAUACUCAGAAACCAAUGAAGAUGCUGGUGAAACGGCCACGUGGGGCAACGGCGCAUACAAGGCUUUCAAUGGCCGCAUCUUUUCCUUUGAGUCUUCCUGCACGUACACAUUUUGCCGUGACUGUGCUGAAUCCGGAGGAGACUUCAAUAUUGAGAUCAAAAGGCACAUGAACAAUGAGAUUGAAGAAAUAAAAGCUGUGAUUGAUGAUGUUGGCAUCUCCGUCUUGAAUAAUACUAUUUUUGUUAAUGACGAAAGGAUACAGGUGCCAUACAGCAAUAAGAUGAUUCACAUUAAAAAACAAGGUGAUCACUACGCUCUGGAAGGCCGUAGAAAAACCCUGUCUGUAAGGUGGAGCAAGAACAAACUCUCACUCACUCUUUAUAGCCAGUAUACAACCUGUGGUCUUUGUGGCAACUUCAACAGCACUCCAGGUCAAGAUAUUAAUGAGCAUAUUGCCAAUAGUAAAAUUUCCAAUGACUGUCCCAGUGCUUUGAGUAAGAACAAUGAAGUUUGCGAGGACGGAGUACAGUAUUGUGACAAAAUUAUUGGAACUUACUUUGAGAAAUGUGGGAAGGUUUCCCCUUCAUCCAGUGAGUACAAAAAGGUGUGCGUUGAUGAGUAUUGUCGAACCGGAGGAGGCAAGGGCACUACAUGUAACACCUUUUCAGAACUAGCCCGACUGUGUGCCUACGAUGGUCCUGGUGUCUUUGAACACUGGCGAGAUGAUUCUGCUGUAGUGUGUGAAAAGCAACAAUGUCCAGGAAAGCACAUUUACAAAGAAUGUGGACCUUCAAAUCCUCCAACUUGCUCUAAUGUGGCUCCUUUUCAAGACAGUGAAUGUGUGAGUGGCUGCACUUGCCCAGAAGGUUAUCUGUUGGAUGAUAUUGGUGAGAAAGGAAAGUGUGUAUUAAAGGAAAAAUGCCCCUGUGAAUCUAAUGGAAAAGUGUACAAACCAGGAGAAGUCCGAGAAGGCCCCUGUGGUUCUCAAUGCACAUGCCAAGAAGCAAAGUGGUCUUGUACCGAAGCUUUAUGUACUGGAAUAUGCAAAGUGGAAGGGAGCUUAUUUACCACUUUUGAUAACAAUGUAUUUAGCCACCCUGGAGACUGUCACUUCUUGGCCAUUCAUAAUGAAAAUAUUUCUAUUAGUGUUGAACUUCAUCCAUGUGACAAUGGUCAGACAGGAUCGUGCUUAAAGAGUGUUACGCUUCUUCAAAACUCCUCUCUUUCAGGUAGCAGAUUUGUUUUCAAUAGUGAUGGGACAGUCACAAAGGAUGGAGUUAGAAUUAAAGGUUAUUACUAUUCAGAUGAUGUACAGAUCUUCAAUGCAUCUUCUUUAUACAUGCAAGCAGAAGUACUCUCUCUCCUAAAAAUGCAAAUACAAAUCUCUCCCGUGAUGCAGUUGUAUGUGUCCAUGCCUCCUGAUGCAUUCACAGACACUGUUGGUCUUUGUGGUUCCUACAACAAUAAGGCAGAAGAUGAUUUCAUGUCCAGUCAGAAAAUUCUGGAGAGUACAGCUCAGGCAUUUGCGAAUUCCUGGGAGAUGAUGUCUUGCCCUAAGGGGAGCCCCUCGUCCUGUGUCAGCAUCGAAACAGAGGAGUUUGCUGAAAGUAACUGUGGGAUUCUUCUCAAUUCAAGUGGGCCUUUUGCUGCCUGCCAUCAAACUGUGAACCCCAAGUUCUACUAUGAGGAAUGCAAAAAAUACACGUGCUCUUGUGAAAACAGCCAAGACUGCCUGUGUACAGUUUUAGGGAACUAUGUGAAGGCAUGUGCUGAGAAGGAAACAUAUCUAGCGGGCUGGAGAGCUGGACUAUGUGAGAUUUCUUGUCCAAGUGGCCUUGUGUUUGACUACAAAGUGAAAACCUGCAACAGUUCUUGCCGAUCGCUCUCACAACGAGACAGAAGCUGUGAUAUAGAAGACAUUCCAGUUGAUGGAUGCACUUGCCCUGAGGGGAUGUACCAGAACAGUGAAGGAAACUGUGUUCAGAAAUCUGAGUGUGACUGCUAUGUUAACGAUGAGAUUGUGCAACCUGGCAAAUCCAUCCUUAUUGAUGACAAUAGAUGUGUCUGCCAGGAUGGAGUGCUUCUUUGCCAAACUCCCCUUGAUUUGACCAUACAAAACUGUUCCAGGGGUGCUGAGUAUGUAGACUGCAAAGAUCCCAAGGCACAGAGAAGGACUGAAAGGACAUGUAGCACCCGGAAUAUACCUGAUUUUGAGGGAGACUUGCCUUGCAAACGUGGGUGCUACUGUCCAGUAGGAAUGGUCCGUAACUCUAAAGGAAUAUGUAUACAUCCUGAUGACUGUCCCUGCUCUUUUGGUGACAGAGAAUAUGAACAAGGAAGUGUUACUUCUGUUGGCUGCAAUGAGUGUACUUGCAUAAAAGGGUCUUGGAACUGUACCCAAAAUGAAUGUCAAACAACUUGCCACAUCUAUGGGGAAGGACAUGUCAGAACCUUCGAUGGAGAAAGUUACAGCUUUGAUGGGCUCUGCCAGUACACAUUCCUUGAGGAUUACUGUGGCCAAGAAAACGGCACAUUCCGUAUUUUAACUGAGAGUGUCCCAUGCUGUGAAAACGGGCUCACCUGUUCCAGAAAAGUCGUCGUGGCUUUCCAGGAUCAAAACAUCGUCUUACAAGAUGGUAAAGUAACAACAGUUCAAACUACCGAAAAUGCGGAUUGUGAGCGCAAUGGGACCCUGUACUCCAUCCACACUGUUGGCCUCUACCUAAUUGUGAAACUUGCGAACGGAAUCAUCUUGAUUUGGGAUAAAUAUACAAAAGUAUCUGUUAUUUUGGACCCAAAGUGGCAGAGCAAAGUGUGUGGUCUUUGUGGAAAUAACAAUGGUGAUCUUAAGGAUGACUUCACAACAAGACACUCUUUGGUAGCCGCCACAGCCCUGGAAUUUGGAAACAGUUGGAAAACAAGUCAAGAGUGUUCAGAUACAGUCACUCAAAGCUUCCCAUGUGACUCGAACCCGUACUGCAAAGCCUGGGCUGAGAAAAAGUGUGAGAUCAUCAGGGAUGACACCUUCAGGGACUGCCACAGCAAGGUGGACCCCACGGCAUACUACAAUGCAUGUAUUGAAGAAGCCUGUGCAUGUGACAUGGAGGGGAAGUACCUUGGCUUCUGUACCGCUGUGGCAAUGUAUGCAGAGGCAUGCAAUGCAGCCGGAGUCUGUGUCUCGUGGAGAAAGCCAAACCUUUGUCCUGUGUACUGUGACUACUACAAUGCCCCUGGGGAAUGCAGCUGGCACUAUGAACCUUGUGGCACAGUGACGGCCAAAACAUGCAAAGAUCAGGUCAUUGGCCAGAAGUUUUCUUCACUUUUAGAAGGCUGUUAUGCCAAGUGUCCAGAAAAUGCACCCUAUCUGGAUGAGAACACGAUGAAAUGUGUCCAGUUAUCUGAGUGCAGCUGCUUCUACAACGAUGUCAUACCAGCAGGGGGAGCUGUUGUAGAUGACUGUGGAAGAACAUGCUAUUGUACGGCUGGCGAGUUGGAGUGCAGUGAGACCCCGCCCACAAAUUCAACACCAACAGACUCUACUGGAACCUCAGCUCCUGCUAUCUCCACGGCUGGAAGUACAGGCACUACAGCAGCCCCAAGCUCAAGCAUCACCAGUUCUGUGCUCACAACAGAGACCACAGGAGUGUCUUCAGGCUUUACCAGUACUAGCCCCAGAGCCUCCACCAUGCCAUCCACAGCCUCUGAUCGUAGCAAAUCAGGCGGAGUCCUUUCUACACCCACACCCACACCCACACCUACUGACGAAGAAACCGGAACUUCCAGGGCACACAUCAGUAGUGCAACAAGCCAAGGCACGUCCAAGGAAUCAUCUGGAACAACCACUGGUAUGGCAGGUGGCAGCACCCCUGCAGCUGCAAGUACAGCAGCCCCAGGUUCUGAGAAAACAGCAGUGUCUUCAGGCCACACUAGCCUACCUGGAGUCUCCUCAAGCCUGGCCUCAAGCUCUGCCAACAGCAAAUCAGGAACGACUGGACCAUCAGCUGGAACCACUAGAUCCCCAAACAGUGAGCUGACCUCAACCGAAGGCAACGCAGGCACACCUGGGACAACUUCUGGAACCACAUCUGGAGGGGCAGGGAGCAGCACCGCUCUACCUGCAAGUACUGGAGCCCCAAGUUCAGGGAGCACAGUGACAUCCUCAGGGCCCACAACCAUCACUCAAGUCUCCAGUCUAUCCCCAGCCUCCACCAGCAGCAAACCAGGAACAACUGGAUCAUCAACAGGAACCACUAGGUCCUCAAGCAGUGAGAUCACCUCAGCUGAAGUCAGUGCAGGAACUGUAGUCCCUACUGAAGCCACAUCAAGGGACAAUGGAGCCAGCACACCCAGGGAACCCAGCAGCAGUGCUACAAGCCCAGGAAACCCAGGCACAACAGGACAGUCCAUGGGAGUUACAACAGGAGCCAACAAGGAGGCCACACCUGGAGUCCCAGGCACAGGAGCCACCACCGGAAGCCCCACAGGAACGAGUGGAGGUUCACAUGCAGCCAGCACUGGAGCUCCUAGUGAAAACACAUCUUCAAUAACAGGGAGCACAGUGACAUCCUCAGGCCACACAACCAUCACUCAAGCCUCCAGUCUAUCCCCAGCCUCCACCAGCAGCAAACCAGGAACUACUACACCAUCAGCUAGGGAAACAUCUGGAGCCCCAAGCAGUGAAUCAGCUCAGCCUUCAGACAAGUCAAGCACACCUGGGACAACUUUUGCAUCCACCUCUGGAGGAGCAGGGAGCAGCACUGCUCUACCUGCAAGUACUGGAGCCCCAGCAUCAGCAACCACUGCAUCAUCAGCAGGAACAACUGGAUCCCCCAGCAGUGAGCAGACCCCAUCUGAAGUCAGUGCAGGCACACCUGGGGCAACUUCUGCAUCCACCUCUGGAGGAGCAGGGAGCAGCACUGCUCUACCUGCAAGUACUGGAGCCCCAGCAUCAGAGAGCACAGUCACAUCCUCAGAACACACUACUGUCCCUCAAGCCUCCAGUCAAUCCACAGCUUCUGCGAGCAGCCAAGCAGUAAACACUGGAUCAUCAGCAGGAACAACUAGAUCCCCAAGCAGUGAGCAGACCCCAUCUGAAGUCAGUACAGGGCCUACUGCACCAUCAGCUGGGGAAACAUCUGGAGCCCCAAGCAGUGAAUCAACCCAGCCUUCAGACAAGUCAAGCACACCUGGGGCAACUUCUGCAUCCACCUCUGGAGGAGCAGGGAGCAGCACUGCUCUACCUGCAAGUACUGGAGCCCCAGCAUCAGAGAGCACAGUGACAUCCUCAGGACACACUACUGUCCCUCAUGCCUCCAGUCAAUCCACUGCUUCUGCCAGCAGCAAAGCAGCAACGACUGCAUCAUCAGCAGGAACAACUGGAUCCCCCAGCAGUGAGCAGACCCCAUCUGAAGUCAGUGCAGGCACACCUGGGGCAGCUUCUACAUCUACCUCUGGAGGAGCAGGGGGCAGCACUGCUCUACCUGCAAGUACAGGAGCCCCAGCAUCAGAGAGCACAGUCACAUCCUCAGGACACACUACUGUCCCUCAGGCCUCCAGUCAAUUCACAGCUACUGCCAGCAGCCAAGCAGUAAACACUGGAUCAUCAGCAGGAACAACUAGAUCCCCAAGCAGUGAGCAGACCCCAUCUGAAGUCAGUACAAGGCCUACUACACCAUCAGCUGGGGAAACAUCUGGAGCCCCAAGCAGUGAAUCAACCCAGCCUUCAGACAAGUCAACAGGCACACCUGGGGUAACUUCCACAUCCACCUCUGGAGGAGCAGGGGGCAGCACCGCUCUACCUGCAAGUACUGGAGCCCCACCAUCAGAGAGCACAGUCACAUCCUCAGGACACACUACUGUCCCUCAGGCCUCCAGUCAAUCCCCAGCUGCUGCCCGCAGCCAAGCAGCAACGAUUGCAUCAUCAGCAGGAACAACUGGAUCCCCCAGCAGUGAGCAGACCCCAUCUGAAGUCAGUGCAGGCACACCCGGGGCACCUUCUGUAUCCACCUCUGGAGGAGCAGGGAGCAGCACUGCUCUACCUGCAAGUACUGGAGCCCCAGGCUCAGCAACGACUGCAUCAUCAGCAGGAACAACUGGAUCCCCCAGCAGUGAGCAGACCCCAUCUGAAGUCAGUGCAGGCACACCUGGGACAACUUCUGCAUCCACCUCUGGAGGAGCAGGGGGCAGCACUGCUCUACCUGCAAAUACUGGAGCCCCAGCAUCAGAGAGCACAGUGACAUCCUCAGGGCACACUACCAUCACUCAAGCCUCCAGUCUAUCCCCAGCCUCUGCCAGCAGUAAACCAGCAACGACUGCAUCAUCAGCAGGAACAACUGGAUCCCCCAGCAGUGAGCAGACCCCAUCUGAAGUCAGUGCAGGCACAUCUGGGGCAACUUCUGUAUCCACCUCUGGAGGAGCAGGGGGCAGCACCUCUCUACCUGCAAGUACUGGAGCCCCAGCAUCAGCAACCACUGCAUUAUCAGCAGGAACAACUGGAUCCCCCAGCGGUGAGCAGACCCCAUCUGAAGUCAGUGCAGUAACCACUGGAUCAUCAGCAGGAACAACUAGAUCCCCAAGCAGUGAGCAGACCUCAUCUGAAGUCAGUACAGGGCCUACUACACCAUCAGCUGGGAAAACAUCUGGAGCCCCAAGCAGUGAGUCAACCCAGCCUUCAGACAAGUCAAGCACACCUGGAACAACUUCGGCAUCCACCUCUGGAGGAGCAGGGGGCAGCACCGCUCUACCUGCAAGUACUGGAGCCCCAGCAUCAGAGAGCACAGUGACAUCCACUGGAGACACUACUGUCCAUCAGGCCUCCAGUCAAUCCCCGGCGUCUACCAGCAGCCAAGCAGCAACCACUGCAUCAUCAGCAGGAACAACUGGAUCCCCCAGCAGUGAGCAGACCCCAUCUGAAGUCAGUGCAGGCACACCUGGGGCAACUUCUGCACCCACCUCUGGAAGAGCAGGGGACAGCACUGCUCUACCUGCAAGUACUGGAUCCCCAGCAUCAGAGAGCACAGUGACAUCCUCAGAACACACUACUGUCCGUCAGGCCUCCAGUCAAUCCCUGGCUUCUGCCAGCAGCCAAGCAGUAACCACUGGAUCAUCAGCGGGAACAACUAGAUCCCCAAGCAGUGAGCAGACCCCAUCUGAAGUCAGUACAGGGCCUACUGUACCAUCAGCUGGGGAAACAUCUGGAGCCCCAAGCAGUAAAUCAACCCAGCCUUCAGACAAGUCAAUAACCCCUGAGACGACUUCUGCAUCCACCUCUGGCGUAGCAGUGAGCAGCACCACUCUACCUGCAAGUACUGGAGCCCCAGGUUCAGGCACACCUGGAGCAACUUCUGCAUCCACCUCUGGAGGAGCAGGGGAUAGCACUGCUCUACCUGCAAGUACUGGAGCGCCAGCAUCAGGGAGCACAGUGUCAUCUUCAGGCCACACAACCACCCUUCAGUCCUCCAGUCUAUCUCCAGCCUCUGCCAGCAGCAAACCAGUAACCACUGCAUCAUCAGCAGGAACAACUGGAUCCCCAAGCAGUGAGCAGACCCCAUCUGAAGUCAGUGCAGGAACUACUACACCAUCAGCUGGGGAAACAUCUGGAGCCCCAAGCAGUGAAUCGCCCCAGGCUUCAGACAAAUCAAAGAGCACAGUGACAUCCUCAGGACACACUACUGUCCCUCAGGCCUCCAGUCAAUCUACAGCCUCUGCCAGCAGCAAACCAGGGACAAGUAGAGGAACACAGGCAGCCAGCACUGGAGCUACUGGUGAAAACACAUCUGGAAUUGCAGGCACGUCCAAGGGAUCAUCUGGAACAACCACUGCUAUGGCAGGUGGCAGCACCCCUGCAGCUGCAAGUACAGCAACCCCAGGUUCUGGGAGCACAGUUGUGUCUUCAGGCCACACUACCACCCCUGGAGUCUCCUCCAAGCUGCCCUCAACCUCUGCCAACAGCAAAUCAGGAACGACUGGACCAUCAGAUCGAACAACUAGAUCCCAAAGCCGUGAGCUGACCUCAACCGAAGACAACGCAGUCUAUGGAGACUUCACCUUCCUGUUUGGUAGUGUAGAUACAAUGCCUAUACUGAGCCUCAGCAUCUUCAAUCCUGUACUCACAGCAGGUUCAACAGAGGGAUCUGUGGAAACCACCAUAGUAGCAGGCAAAGGAGGCUCACCUGGAACCCCAGGCACUGGAUCCUCCAGCACUGUGACACCAUCAGGAGCAAGAGGAGGAUCAGAUGCGGGCACCACUGUAGCUCCUGGAAAGAGCACAUCUGGAGGAACAGGCACACCCAAAGCAUCGUCUGGAACAACCUCUGAGGCAGCUGUCAGCAGCACCCCUGCGAUGGGAGGCACUGGAGCCACGGUUUCUGCAUCUGAAAGGACCACCACUGCUGGUUCAGUGGCCCCAGCCAAACCAUCCACCUCUGCCAGCACAGAACCAGGCUCACCUGGGGCAUCACCUGGAUCAAGCCCUGGAACAGCAGGUGUCAGCACUCCUGGAGAAGCAAGCUCUGGAACCACAGGUUCAGGGACCACUGCACCACCAGCUAGUGAAACAACUGGAGCCCCAACCCAGCCUGGAGAAGAAUUAGCAGCAAGAGGAGGAACAGAUGAAGCCACCACUGUAGCUCCUGGAAAGAGCACAUCUGGAGAAACAGGCACACCCAAAGCAUCCUCUGGAACAACUUCUGAAGCAGUUGGCAGCAGCACCCCUGGAACAGGAGGCACUGGAGCCCAGGAUUCUGCAUCUGCAAGGACCACCACUGCUGGUUCAGUGGCCCCUGUGAAAACAUCCACCUCUGCCAGCACAGAACCAGGGACCCCUGCAUCAUCAGCUAGUGAAACAACUAGAGCCCCAACCCAGCCUGGAGAAGAAUCAGGAGUUACCACGAGUCAAAUAUCUACUGCUGGGGAAGGCAGCACACCCAGGGAACAAGGAACUGGAGCCACAAGCCCAGGAACCUCAGUGACAAGAGGAGGAACAGAUGCGGGCACCACUGUAGCUCCUGGAAAGAGCACAUCUGGAGGAACAGCUUCUGCAAGGACCACCACUGCUGGUUCAGUGGCCCCAGCCAAACCAUCUGCCUCUGCCAGCACAGAACCAGGAACCAGUGGGCCAUCUGUUGUUGAAACAACUGGAGUCCCAGAGAAUAAACUGACACUUCCUGAGGCUGACUCAGGCACAAGUGAAGGAGCAGGUGCAGCUACUACUGGAGCCACUGCAGGAAGCACAUCUGGAAGAACAGAAACCACAAACAUUUCUGGAGGCUCCACCACUGUGAAUCCUGAAACAUCAACUAGACCAGUGAUGACCUCUGCUAGGAGCAGUCCAGGGACCACUGCACCAUCAGCUGGUGAAGCAACCGGAGCCUCAGCCCAGCCUGGAGAAGAAUCAGCAACAACUCUAGUUUCUACAGGUAUAACCAUAACAGCAGACAAAGACAAAGGAAAUACCAAUGGCCUACCAUUCAGAGACGGUAAAGGAGGGCCCACUAUGUCAAUGCCUACAAAAGGAGCAGCCAGCACACCCAGGGAACAAGACACUGCAGCUACCACCCUAGGAACCUCAGAAUCCUCUUCAACGAAGCAGUGCAUUAGAAUCCAGUGUUCUUCUUUGCCAGGUUCAACAGGGGGAUCUGUGGGAACUUCCACAGUAGCUGGCAAAGGAAGCUCCACUGGAGUACCAGGCACUGCGGCCUCCAACUCUGUUACACCAUUAGGAGCUACCAGCUUGACAGUAAGUUCUGGACAAACAUUAGGAGAGACACAAAUGACCACAGUGCUAUCUACCAUAGUUUCAGAUCCAAGUAGAAUGUCCUCUAGCCCUCCGAUGACAACUGGACCUUCAUCACCUCAAGGAGAACAAACAAGUAGAGAAACUUUUACUGGAACAGGAACAACUGGUGUAUCAAUGACAAAUACAGAGAGAUCUGCACAAUCUCUUGCACAAUCAGCAAUAACUGGACCAUCAUCUCAAGCACCAGAAACGACUAUAUUAUCAGUAACUGGCACAGAAUCGACUGGCCAAUCAACUGGAGGAACCUUGACAAAGGCAACAUCAGUUGGAGAAACAAUAAUAACAACAUCACCACGUAAAGAGGCAGUGACAUCUGGACAAACAGCUGGGCCUACAGCAGCAACUAGUCCAUCAGUCUCAGUGUCAGGAACUACAGAGACAAAAGGUAAAUUAGCUAUGACAUCAGGACAAACACCUAGGGUUACUUUAACAUCUAGCCAGUCACCUGAAAUGAGUAAGACGUCCACACAAUCAGCUGGGAGCACAGUGCUAUCUACCGCAGUUUCAAAUCCAACUAGAAUAUCUUCUCACCCUACAACAACUGGAACAUCAUCAGGAGAAGGACAACAAACAAGUACAGAAACUGUUACUGGAACAGGAACAACUGGUGUGUCUACAGUAGUUACAGAAAGAUCUGAACAAUCUCAUGGACAAUCAGCAACAUCUGGACCAUCAACUCCAGCAGCAGAAACUACUAAGGUAUCAGCAACUGCCACAGAGUCAUCUGGCCCAUCAACUGGAGGAACUUUGACAAAGGCAACAUCAAUUGGAGAAACAGCAACAACUACAUCACCACCUAGAGAGGCAGUGACAUCUGGACAAACAGCUGGACCCACAGCAGCAACUAGUCCAUCAGUUUCAGUGUCAGGCAGUACGGUGGCAAAUGGUCCUGUGACUGUGACAUCUGGCCUGACUCCUAGGGUUACUUUAACAUCUGGCCAGUCACCUGAAGUGAGGGAGACAUCCACACCAUCAGCUGGGAGCACAGUGCUAUCUACUAUAGUUUCAGAUGAAACUAGAAUAUCCCCUCUCCCUACGACAACAACUGGACAUUCAUCAGUACAAAGACAACAAACAAGUACAGAAACUGUUACUGGAACAGGAACAACUGGUGUGUCUACUGUAGUUACAGAGAGACCUGCACAAUCUCUUGCACAGUCAGCAACAACUGGACCAUCAUCUCAAGAACCAGGAACAACUAAGAUAUCAGCAACGGACACAGAGUCAACUGGCCCAUCAACUGGAGGAACGUUGACAAAGGCAACAUCAGAUGAAGAGACAACAAUAUCUACAUUACCACCUAGAGAGGCAGUGACAUCUGGACAAACAGCUGGGCCUACAGCAGCAACUAGUCCAUCAGUCUCAGUGUCAGGAACUACAGAGACAAAGGGUAAAUUAGCUAUGACAUCAGGACAAACACCUAGGGUUACUUUAACAUCUAGCCAGUCACCUGAAAUGAGUAAGACGUCCACACAAUCAGCUGGGAGCACAGUGCUAUCUACCGCAGUUUCAAAUCCAACUAGAAUAUCUUCUCACCCUACAACAACUGGAACAUCAUCAGGAGAAGGACAACAAACAAGUACAGAAACUGUUACUGGAACAGGAACAACUGGUGUGUCUACAGUAGUUACAGAAAGAUCUGAACAAUCUCAUGGACAAUCAGCAACAUCUGGACCAUCAACUCCAGCAGCAGAAACUACUAAGGUAUCAGCAACUGCCACAGAGUCAUCUGGCCCAUCAACUGGAGGAACUUUGACAAAGGCAACAUCAAUUGGAGAAACAGCAACAACUACAUCACCACCUAGAGAGGCAGUGACAUCUGGACAAACAGCUGGACCCACAGCAGCAACUAGUCCAUCAGUUUCAGUGUCAGGCAGUACGGUGGCAAAUGGUCCUGUGACUGUGACAUCUGGCCUGACUCCUAGGGUUACUUUAACAUCUGGCCAGUCACCUGAAGUGAGGGAGACAUCCACACCAUCAGCUGGGAGCACAGUGCUAUCUACUAUAGUUUCAGAUGAAACUAGAAUAUCCCCUCUCCCUACGACAACAACUGGACAUUCAUCAGUACAAAGACAACAAACAAGUACAGAAACUGUUACUGGAACAGGAACAACUGGUGUGUCUACUGUAGUUACAGAGAGACCUGCACAAUCUCUUGCACAGUCAGCAACAACUGGACCAUCAUCUCAAGAAGCAGGAACAACUAAGAUAUCAGCAACGGACACAGAGUCAACUGGCCCAUCAACUGGAGGAACGUUGACAAAGGCAACAUCAGAUGAAGAGACAACAAUAUCUACAUUACCACCUAGAGAGGCAGUGACAUCUGGACAAACAGCUGGGCCCACAGCAGCAAAUAGUCCAUCAGUCUCCGUGUCAGGAAACACAGUGAAAAAUGAUAAAUUGGCUGUGACAUCUGCCCAGACAACUAGUGUGACUGUAACUUCUAGGCAAUCACCUCAAGUGAGUAAGACAUCCACACAAUCAGCUGGGAGCACAGUGUUAUCUACUGUAGUUUCAGAUGAAACUAGAAUAUCCCCUCUCCCUAUGACAACAACUGGACAUUCAUCAGUACAAAGACAACAAACAAGUACAGAAACUGUUACUGGAACAGGAACAACAGGUGUGCCUACUGUAGUUACAGAGAGAUCUACACAUUCUCUUUCACAAUCAGCAACAACUGAAACAUCAUCUCAAACACCAGGAACAACUAAGGUAUCAAUCCCUGGCACAGAGUUGACUGGCUCAUCAACUGGAGGCACCAUGACAAAUGCAAUAUCAGUUGAAGAGUCAACAACUACAUUGCCACCUAGAGAGGCUGUGACAUCUGCACAAACAGCUGGACCCACAGCAGAAAAUAGUCCUUCAGUUUCAGUGUCAAGCAGUACAGUGUCAAAUGGUCCUGUGACUGUGACUUCUGGCCAGACAACCAGUGUGACUGUAACUUCUAAGCAAUCACCUGAAGUUAGUAAGACAUCCACACAAUCAGUUGGGAGCACAGUAUUAUCUACUGUAGUUUCAAAUCCAACUAGAAUAGCCUCUCAACCUACAACUACACCUGGAACUUCAUCAGCACAAGGACUACAUACAAGUACAGAAAGUGUUACUGGAACAGGAACAACUAGUGUGUCUACUGUAGUUACAGAGAGAUCUGUACAACCUCUUGCAGAGUCAGCAACAACUGGACCAUCAUCUCAAGCACCAGAAACAACUAAGGUAUCAGCAACGGCCACAGAUUCAACUGCCCCAUCAACUGAAGGCACGAGGACAAAGGCAAUAUCAGUUGGAGAAACAACAAUAACCACAUCACCACCUAGAGAAGCAGUGACAUCUGGACAAACAGCUGGGCCCACAGCAGCAAAUAGUCCAUCAGUUUCAGUGUCAGGCCGUACAGUGUCAAAUGGUCCUGUGACUGUGACAUCUGGCCAGACAACCAGUGUGACUGUAACUUCUAAGCAAUCACCUGAAGUGAGUAAGACAUCCACACAAUCAGCUGGGAGCACAGUGUUAUCUACUGUAGUUUCAAAUCCAACUAGAAUAGCCUCUCACCCUACAACAACAACUGGACCAUCAACAGCAGAAGGACUACAUACAAGUACAGAAACUGUUACUGGAACAGGAACAACUGGUGUGUCAACUACAAUUACAGAGAGACCUGCACAAUCACCAACAUCUGGACCAUCAUCUCAAGCACCUGAAACCACUAUGGUACCAUUCACUGGCACAGAGUCCACAGCCAAUCCAACUGGAGGCACUAUGACAAAGGCCACAUCAGUUGGAGAAACAUCGACAUCACUACCUAGAGAGGCAGUGACAUCUGGACAAACAGCUGGACCCACAGCAGCAACUAGUCCAUCAGUUUCAGUGUCAAGCAGUACAGUGUCAAAUGGUCCUGUGACUGUGACAUCUGGCCAGACAACCAGUGUGACUGUAACUUCUAAGCAAUCACCUGAAUUGAGGGAGACAUCCACACAAUCAGUUGGGAGCACAGUGUUAUCUACUGUAGUUUCAAAUCCAACUAGAAUAUCUUCUCAACCUACAACAACACCUGGAACAUCAUCAGCAGAAGGACAACAAACAAGUACAGAAAUGGUUACUGGAACAGGAACAACUGGUGUGUCUACUAUAGUUACAGAGAGACCUGCACAAUCUCUUGCGCAAUCACCAACAUCUGGAUCAUCAUCUCAAGCACCAGAAACAACUACAGUAUCAGUCACUGGCACAGAGUUAACUGCCCCAUCAACUGGAGGCACCAUGUCAACUGCAACUUCAGUUGAAGAAACAACAACUACAUCACCACCUAGAGAGGCAGUGACAUCUGGACAAACAGCUGGGCCCACAGCAGCAAAUAGUCCAUCAGUUUCAGUGUCAGGCAGUACAGUGGCAAAUGGGAAAUUGGCUGUGACAUCUGCCCAGACAUCCAGUGUGACUGUAACUUCUAAGCAAUCACCUGAAGUUAGUAAGACAUCCACACAAUCAGUUGGGAGCACAGUGUUAUCUACUGUAGUUUCAAAUCCAACUAGAAUAUCCUCUCACCCUACAACUACACCUGGAACUUCAUCAGCACAAGGACUACAUACAAGUACAGAAAGUGUUACUGAAACAGGAACAACUAGUGUGUCUACUGUAGUUACAGAGAGAUCUGCACAACCUCUUGCAGAAUCAGCAACAACUGGACCAUCAUCUCAAGCACCAGAAACAACUAAGGUAUCAGCAAUGGCCACAGAGUCAAUUGGCCCAUCGACUGGAGGAAUGACAACACAGGCAAUAUCAGUUGGAGAAACAACAAUAACCACAUCAUCACCUAGAGAAGCAGUGACAUCUGGACAAACAGCUGGGCCCACAGCAGCAACUAGUCCAUCAGUUUCAGUGUCAGACAGCACAGUGUCAAAUGGGAAAUUGGCUGUGACAUCUGCCCAGACAACCAGUGUGACUGUAACUUCUAGGCGAUCACCUGAAGUGAGUAAGACAUCCACACAAUCAGCUGGGAGCACAGUGUUAUCUACUGUAGUUUCAAAUCCAACUAGAAUAGCCUCUCACCCUACAACAACUGGAACAUCAUCAGGAGAAGGACAACAAACAAGUACAGAAACUGUUACUGGAACAGGAACAACUGGUGUGUCUACAGUAGUUACAGAAAGAUCUGAACAAUCUCAUGGACAAUCAGCAACAUCUGGACCAUCAACUCCAGCAGCAGAAACUACUAAGGUAUCAGCAACUGCCACAGAGUCAACUGGCCCAUCAACUGGAGGAACUUUGACAAAGGCAACAUCAAUUGGAGAAACAGCAACAACUACAUCACCACCUAGAGAGGCAGUGACAUCUGGACAAACAGCUGGACCCACAGCAGCAACAGGUCCAUCAGUUUCAGUGUCAGGCAGUACGGUGGCAAAUGGUCCUGUGACUGUGACAUCUGGCCUGACUCCUAGGGUUACUUUAACAUCUGGCCAGUCACCUGAAGUGAGGGAGACAUCCACACCAUCAGCUGGGAGCACAGUGCUAUCUACUAUAGUUUCAGAUGAAACUAGAAUAUCCCCUCUCCCUACGACAACAACUGGACAUUCAUCAGUACAAAGACAACAAACAAGUACAGAAACUGUUACUGGAACAGGAACAACUGGUGUGUCUACUGUAGUUACAGAGAGACCUGCACAAUCUCUUGCACAGUCAGCAACAACUGGACCAUCAUCUCAAGAAGCAGGAACAACUAAGUUAUCAGCAACUGCCACUGAGUCAACUGGCCCAUCAACUGGAGGAACAUUGACAAAGGCAACAUCAGAUGAAGAGACAACAAUAUCUACAUCACCACCUAGAGAGGCAGUGACAUCUGGACAAACAGCUGGGCCCACAGCAGCAAAUAGUCCAUCAGUCUCCGUGUCAGGAAACACAGUGAAAAAUGAUAAAUUGGCUGUGACAUCUGCCCAGACAACAAGUGUGACUGUAACUUCUAGACAAUCACCUCAAGUGAGUAAGACAUCCACACAAUCAGCUGGGAGCACAGUGUUAUCUACUGUAGUUUCAUAUCCAACUAGAAUAGCCUCUCACCCUACAACAACACCUGGAACUUCAUCAGCACAAGGACUACAUACAAGUACAGAAAGUGUUACUGGAACAGGAACAACUGGUGAGUCUACUGUAGUUACAGAGAGAUCUGCACAACCUCUUGCAGAGUCAGCAACAACUGGACCAUCAUCUCAAGCACCAGAAACAACUAAGUUAUCAGCAACAGCCACAGAGUCAACUGGCCCAUCAACUGGAGGAAUGACAACACAGGCAAUAUCAGUUGGAGAAACAACAAUAACCACAUCACCACCUAGAGAGGCAGUGACAUCUGGACAAACAGCUGGACCCACAGCCUCAAAUAGUCCAUCAAUUUCAGUGUCACAAACUAUGGUGUCAAAUGAUAAAUUGGCUGUGACAUCUGCCCAGACAACCAGUGUGACUGUAACUUCUAGGCGAUCACCUGAAAUGAGUAAGACAUCCACACAAUCAGUUGGGACCACAGUGUUAUCUACUGUAGUUUCAAAUCCAACUAGAAUAUCCUCUCACCCUACAACAACAAUUGGACCUUCAUCAGCACAAGGACUACAUACAAGUACAGAAACUGUUACUGGAACAGGAACAACUGGUGUGUCAACUACAAUUACAGAGAGACCUGCACAAUCUCUUGCACAAUCACCAACAUCUGGACCAUCAUCUCAAGUACCAAAAACAACUAAGGUUUCAGUCGCUGGCACAGAGUCAACUGCCCCAUCAACUGGAGGCAUGAUGUCAAAGGCAACAUCAGUUGAAAAAACAACUGUGUCACCACCUAGAGAGGCAGUGACAUCUAGACAAACAGCUGGGCCCACAGCAGCAACUAGUCCAUCAGUUUCAAUGUCAGGCAGUACAGUGGCAAAUGGUCCUGUGACUGUGACAUCUGGUCAGACAACCAGUGUGACUCUAACUUCUAGGCAAUCACCUGAAUUGAGGGAGACAUCCACACAAUCAGUUGGGAGCACAGUGUUAUCUACUGUAGUUUCAAAUCCAACUAGAAUAGCCUCUCACCCUACAACAACAACUGGAUCUUCAUCAGCGCAAGGAACACAUACAAGUACAGAAACUGUUACUGGAACAGGAACAACUAGUGUGUCUACUAUAGUUACAGAGAGAUCUGUACAACCUCUUGCAGAGUCAGCAACAACUGGACAAUCACCUCAAGCACCAGAAACAACUAAGGUAUCAGCAACGGCCACAGAGACAACUGGCCCCUCAACUGGAGGAAUGACAACACAGGCAAUAUCAGUUGGAGAAACAACAAUAACCACAUCAUCACCUAGAGAGGCAGUGACAUCUGAACAAACAGUUGGGCCCACAGUAUCAACUAGUCCAUUCGUUUCAGUGUCAAGCAGUACAGUGUCAAAUGGUCCUGUGACUGUGACAUCUGGCCAGACAACCAGUGUGACUGUAACUUCUAAGCAAUCACCUGAAGUGAGUAAGACAUCCACACAAUCAGCUGGGAGCACAAAUCCAACUAGAAUAGCCUCUCACCCUACAACAACAACUGGACCUUCAUCAUCAGCAGAAGGACAACAAACAAGUACAGAAACUGUUACUGGAACAGGAACAACUGGUGUGUCAACUACAAUUACAGAGAGACCUGCACAAUCUCUUGCACAAUCACCAACAUCUGGACCAUCAUCUCAAGCACCAGAAACAACUACAGUAUCAGUCACUGGCACAGAGUUGACUGCCCCAUCAACUGGAGGCACCAUGUCAAAGGCAACAUCAGUUGAAGAAACAACAACUACAUCACCACCUAGAGAGGUAGUGACAUCUGGACAAACAGCUGGACCCACAGCAGCAACUAGUCCAUCAGUUUCAGUGUCAGACAGCACAGUGUCAAAUGGGAAAUUGGCUGUGACAUCUGCCCAGACAACCAGUGUGACUGUAACUUCUAAGCAAUCACCUGAAGUAAGCAAGACAUCCACACCAUCAGCUGGGAGCACAGUGCUAUCUACUGUAGUUUCAAAUCCAACUAGAAUAUCCUCUCACUCUACAACAACAACUGGACCAUCAUCAGCAGAAGGACUACAUACAAGUACAGAAACUGUUACUGGAACAGGAACAACUGGUGUGUCAACUACAAUUACAGAGAGACCUGCACAAUCUCUUGCACAAUCACCAACAUCUGGACCAUCAUCUCAAGCACCAGAAACAACUACAGUAUCAGUCACUGGCACAGAGUUGACUGCCCCAUCAACUGGAGGCACCAUGUCAAAGGCAACAUCAGUUGAAGAAACAGCAACUACAUCACCACCUAGAGAGGUAGUGACAUCUGGACAAACAGCUGGACCCACAGCAGCAACUAGUCCAUCAGUUUCAGUGUCAGACAGCACAGUGUCAAAUGGGAAAUUGGCUGUGACAUCUGCCCAGACAACCAGUGUGACUGUAACUUCUAAGCAAUCACCUGAAGUGAGUAAGACAUCCACACAAUCAGUUGGGAGCACAGUGUUAUCUACUGUAGUUUCAAAUCCAACUAGAAUAGCCUCUCACCCUACAACAACAACUGGACCAUCAUCAGCGCAAGGAACACAUACAAGUACAGAAACUGUUACUGGAACAGGAACAACUAGUGUGUCUACUAUAGUUACAGAGAGAUCUGUACAACCUCUUGCAGAGUCAGCAACAACUGGACAAUCAUCUCAAGCACCAGAAACAACUAAGGUAUCAGCUACGGCCACAGAGACAACUGGCCCAUCAACUGGAGGAAUGACAACACAGGCAAUAUCAGUUGGAGAAACAACAAUAACCACAUCAUCACCUAGAGAGGCAGUGACAUCUGAACAAACAGUUGGGCCCACAGCAGCAACUAGUCCAUUCGUUUCAGUGUCAAGCAGUACAGUGACAAAUGGUCCUGUGACUGUGACAUCUGGCCAGACAACCAGUGUGACUGUAACUUCUAAGCAAUCACCUGAAGUGAGUAAGACAUCCACACAAUCAGCUGGGAGCACAAAUCCAACUAGAAUAGCCUCUCACCCUACAACAACAACUGGACCUUCAUCAUCAGCAGAAGGACAACAAACAAGUACAGAAACUGUUACUGGAACAGGAACAACUGGUGUGUCAACUACAAUUACAGAGAGACCUGCACAAUCUCUUGCACAAUCACCAACAUCUGGACCAUCAUCUCAAGCACUAGAAACAACUACAGUAUCAGUCACUGGCACAGAGUUGACUGCCCCAUCAACUGGAGGCACCAUGUCAAAGGCAACAUCAGUUGAAGAAACAGCAACUACAUCACCACCUAGAGAGGUAGUGACAUCUGGACAAACAGCUGGACCCACAGCAGCAACUAGUCCAUCAGUUUCAGUGUCAGACAGCACAGUGUCAAAUGGGAAAUUGGCUGUGACAUCUGCCCAGACAACCAGUGUGACUGUAACUUCUAAGCAAUCACCUGAAGUUAGUAAGGCAUCCACACCAUCAGCUGGGAGCACAGUGUUAUCUACUGUAGUUUCAAAUCCAACUAGAAUAGCCUCUCACCCUACAACAACAACUGGAUCUUCAUCAGCGCAAGGAACACAUACAAGUACAGAAACUGUUACUGGAACAGGAACAACUAGUGUGUCUACUAUAGUUACAGAGAGAUCUGUACAACCUCUUGCAGAGUCAGCAACAACUGGACAAUCAUCUCAAGCACCAGAAACAACUAAGGUAUCAGCAACGGCCACAGAGACAACUGGCCCCUCAACUGGAGGAAUGACAACACAGGCAAUAUCAGUUGGAGAAACAACAAUAACCACAUCAUCACCUAGAGAGGCAGUGACAUCUGAACAAACAGUUGGGCCCACAGUAGCAACUAGUCCAUUCGUUUCAGUGUCAAGCAGUACAGUGUCAAAUGGUCCUGUGACUGUGACAUCUGGCCAGACAACCAGUGUGACUGUAACUUCUAAGCAAUCACCUGAAGUGAGUAAGACAUCCACACAAUCAGCUGGGAGCACAAAUCCAACUAGAAUAGCCUCUCACCCUACAACAACAACUGGACCUUCAUCAUCAGCAGAAGGACAACAAACAAGUACAGAAACUGUUACUGGAACAGGAACAACUGGUGUGUCAACUACAAUUACAGAGAGACCUGCACAAUCUCUUGCACAAUCACCAACAUCUGGACCAUCAUCUCAAGCACCAGAAACAACUACAGUAUCAGUCACUGGCACAGAGUUGACUGCCCCAUCAACUGGAGGCACCAUGUCAAAGGCAACAUCAGUUGAAGAAACAACAACUACAUCACCACCUAGAGAGGUAGUGACAUCUGGACAAACAGCUGGACCCACAGCAGCAACUAGUCCAUCAGUUUCAGUGUCAGACAGCACAGUGUCAAAUGGGAAAUUGGCUGUGACAUCUGCCCAGACAACCAGUGUGACUGUAACUUCUAAGCAAUCACCUGAAGUAAGCAAGACAUCCACACAAUCAGCUGGGAGCACAGUGCUAUCUACUGUAGUUUCAAAUCCAACUAGAAUAUCCUCUCACCCUACAACAACAACUGGACCAUCAUCAGCAGAAGGACUACAUACAAGUACAGAAACUGUUACUGGAACAGGAACAACUGGUGUGUCAACUACAAUUACAGAGAGACCUGCACAAUCUCUUGCACAGUCAGCAACAACUGGACCAUCAUCUCAAGCACCAGAAACAACUAAGGUAUCUGCAACGGCCACAGAGUCAACUGCCCCAUCAACUGAAGGAACGUUGACAAAGGCAACAUCAGUUGAAGAGACAACAAUAUCUACAUCACUACCUAGAGAGGCAGUGACAUCUGGACAAACAGCUGGACCCACAGCAGCAACUAGUCCAUCAGUUUCAGUGUCAAGCAGUACAGUGUCAAAUGGUCCUGUGACUGUGACAUCUGGCCAGACAACCAGUGUGACUGUAACUUCUAAGCAAUCACCUGAAGUGAGUAAGACAUCCACACAAUCAGUUGGGAGCACAGUGUUAUCUACUGUAGUUUCAAAUCCAACUAGAAUAUCCUCUCACCCUACAACAACAACUGGAACAUCAUCAGCAGAAGGACAACAAACAAGUACAGAAACUGUUACUGGAACAGGAACAACUGGUGUGUCUACUGUAGUUACAGAGAGAUCUGCACAAUCUCUUGCACAAUCAGUACCAACUGGACCAUCAUCUAGUACACUGGAAACAACUAAAGUAUCAGUUACUGACUCACGUGAAGCUGGCUUGUCAACUGCAGUCACCUUGAGAAAUACAUCAUCAGUUGCAGAAUCAGCAACAACACUAUCCUCAGCUAAAGUACUGUUAACUACUAGGGUAACAGUCACUGGUUCAGUGACCACUGGUGCUUCUACCGCAGUUACAGACACAACUGUGUCUUUCAGUGGAACAACAUCUUCAACUGCAUUUUCACGUGGCGUUUCACUUUCUUCUGGACAAACAUCUGCAACUACUAGUGUGCCUAGACCUUCAUCUUCAGGAUCACAAUCUAUAAGCACAUUUAGUGUUUGGACUUCAACAUUAGAACCAUCACCCCGAGUGACUGUAACAUUUGAGCCCUCACCUGGAAACACAUGGACUUCCAGUUUAUCCACUGAUGUUCCUGGAAGAACUGUACAAGCUGAUGAAGGAACCACAAGCCGAAGAAAUAGUACUAGCAGACCAGGAGCUGAGCCUAUGACAAAAGAAGUGCCAUCAAAACAGCCUGAAGUAACAGUCACCAUGGGCCUCAUCCCUUCCACAACUGUGGCUCCACACAGUUCCAACACAGAGGCUACAACUUCCCUACGAGUAAAUGAAACAGUAAAAAGUGAAGCAGUCACGGGUACCACUGUUGCAGUCUCUGGGGAAACUAAAGAACCAGUGAGAUCUCAUACAGAGGCCACAACUUCCACAGGAGGCAGUGAAACUACCCGUGCAGAAGUUCGAACAGAGGCUACAACUCCAACAGAGAAUAAGGAGACCCAGGGAAGCAGAGCCACAGCAGGUACCACCCAUGCAGCUGCUGCAUGGCUCUGCCUAUGUGACAAUGUCACAAGCUCCUUCCUAAAUCCCUCUCUUUCACCUGUUUCAGAAACCACAGCUUCCACAGGAGUCAGUGGAGCCAUGGUCACAGGAACCAAUGCAGAAUCCACUACAUCAGCUGGAGGAAAUAUGGGCUCGGAGAGUUCUACUUCAGGAGUCCCCACAGAAGCACCAGGCAGCCAAAGCACAGGAGGAAAAACAGACUCCACUUCAACAGCAGCUGUAGUCACAACCAGUGCCCACGUAUCCCAGCCAGUGUGUCCAGGCACGCUUCCACCAGCCCCAGUGUGUCAUGGUCCACUGGGAGAAGAGAAAUCUCCUGGAGACACAUGGAUAUCUAACUGCCACCAGUGUACCUGUACUGACGCACAGGCUGUGGACUGCAAACCUAAAGAGUGUCCUUCUCCGCCCACCUGCCAAACUGGAGAGAAGCUUAUGAUAUUCAAAUCGAAUGACUCCUGCUGUGACAUCGGCCACUGUGAACCAAGAACUUGUUUAUUUAACAAUACGGAUUAUGAGAUUGGUGCAUCCUUUGAUGAUCCCAGCAACCCAUGUGUCUCCUACACCUGCAACAGCACUGGCUUGGUGGCCGUGGUUCAGGACUGCCCAAAGCAAACAUGGUGUGCAGAAGGAGAGAGAACCUACGAUUCAAAGAAAUGUUGCUAUACAUGUAAGAGUGACUGUAGAACUGCUCCUGUGAAUGUGACUGUUAGGUAUAACGGUUGUAGGAAGAAAGUUGAGAUGGCAAGAUGUACAGGAGAAUGCAAAAGGACUCUCAAGUACAAUUAUGAGACCUUCCAACUGGAGAAUUCAUGUGUUUGCUGCCGUGAAGAAAACUAUGAAUACAGGGACAUUACACUUGAUUGCUCUGAUGGCAGCACCAUCCCAUACAGAUACAGGCACACUACGACCUGCUCUUGUCUGAACCAGUGUGAACAGUCUACAGCCAGUUAAUACCUACCCACAUUGCCUUCCCAGUUGCACAUAUUUUAGAAAAGAAGAAAAAUAAAUUAAAUAGUGAGAAUGGAUAAA